Trichoderma reesei QM6a is the source of this 1220-nucleotide messenger RNA. RefSeq lists its product as uncharacterized. The coding region runs from base 59 to 1048 and encodes 329 amino acids. NCBI's taxonomy places the organism in Eukaryota, Fungi, Ascomycota, Sordariomycetes, Hypocreales, Hypocreaceae. Gene Ontology annotation, biological process: mitochondrial respiratory chain complex III assembly. The record is from RefSeq and is a predicted model, not a curated record. The transcript is spliced from 2 exons. Gene Ontology annotation, cellular component: mitochondrion.
AAUCCUCUUCUUCUUUUCUUCUCCAUUUCCGUACCUUCAUCUUCGUACAUCCUCCACAAUGGCCUGCGAGAGCUGCCGGUCCCAGGCCCGGACGCUCCUCCGAGCCGCAUCCCGCACCUCCAUAUCACGACCCUCUCGAACCGCCAAAACAGCCGCCCUCGUCGUUCCCCUCCUCCACGCACAUGCGCCUGCCGUCCGGACGCCCUCGUCAUCACGCAGCUUUGGCAGCACAAGCUCGAGAAGGAUCCUGGGAGGCCUUGGAAGUUCCAUUGGGGAGUCGUACCGCGUGCUGGGCGCUUCCGAGAGGAUAUUCAAGGCGGCCUCCAAGGCGGCCGACUAUCGCAUCACGGAGGAGGAGCGCAAGAAUGACCAGGUCGAGAGGUUAGACGACGGCGAGGAGAUUGGCAAGUCUCUGGAACAAGGCAACAUCUGGCACAACGCCUUCAAGCUCCCGCCAACAUUCAGCACCUGGUCGCACGUCACCAUGCUGCACCUCUACCUCGUCAACGCCCGCAUACGCUGCCUCGAGCGCGACGCCUACCGCAACUGGCAGCAGCAGCUCAUCGACCACUUCUUCUUCGAGUGCGAGAAGAAGAUGCACAUUGACCACAACAUCACCUCGAGCGCCCUGCGCCAGCGCUACCUCAAGGACAUCUUCGUCCAGUGGCGCGGCCUGCUGCUGGCCUACGACGAGGGGCUCAUCAAGGGCGACGCCGUCCUGGCCAGCGCCGUCUGGAGGAACCUGUUCAAGGGCGACCCCGAGGUCGACCCGCGCGCGCUCGUCGCCAUUGUCGGCUGGAUGCGCUCCGGGCUCGCCGCGCUCGAGGGCGCGUCCGACAUGGCCAUGCCCAACAGGGCGCUCGAGGUGCUGGCGAGGCCGGUGGAUGUGUUUUGGACGAGGCUGGAGGAGCCGUUCAAGAAGGAGGACGGCAAGGCUGGUGCUGCUGCUGCUGCUACUGCUGUGCAGGAGGACAAGGCGACGAACGGCGCGAAGCCCGCUGCCAAGACGGCUCAGGCUGCUUGGCGGGAUGGGGAUGAUAUGCAGUGAAGGCCAACAAAGAGUAAAUCUUAAAUGGCGACCUAUGGCUGCUGUACAAACCGUGUAAAGUGUUCUGGGGGGAGGUGGAAACAUGGUAUUGGGUGGGACAUGAGAGGAAACAAAAAGAGGCGUUGGAUGGAUUCCAUUACAUGUAGCAACGCAGUGUAUGUGUACGAGGGAG